AUGGACCUGGAGCGGAAAUGCGCGCCCACCCACCCCACACCCCCGGGGCUGGCAGCCCCUAAUGAGCCCACUCGGACGACGGGCGUGGCCCUCCGCACCUCCCGAGGAGGAGCCUGGCGCCAUUUUGAGCUCUUGCGCCGGGCAUUUGCCCCAGUCCCCCGGCACCGGCCUUUACCCCGGGCAACCGGGCUGAGUGCCACGGUGUUCCUGGGGGAUCCAGACGCCACCGCCUGCCACUGGGGAGCCCAGAUGUCCGGCCCCCAGUCCCUGCCCCUUCUGGAGACUGUAGCCCACCCUGGCCCCCACUUUAAGGAGCAGAGUCUAGCCGUGUACCCACCAGGUCCAGGGAGCUUGGCGGCCAGCGUGGGCGCUCGGGACCCCCUCGCCAAGGCAGCCACGCUCUCCCCGCAGGGACCCCUGGCAGCCACGCCACCCGGCACUGUGUGGGACAUGAGCGCCGUUGCCCCCCCGGGGCCCGCAGCUGGACAGCCCGGAGCAGGCUGGCCCAGAAGGCUCAAGGCAGCCACCAUGAGAUUCUGUGAUACUUGCCCUUCCUUGUCCACCAUCUACUUCCUCUUUGUCGUCUUUGCCGGGUCCACCAUUUUCCACUGCCACCAGCGCCUGGCCCUGGUGCCUGCCCCCUGGGCCUACCCGGGCCGCGUGGUCCUGUUCCCCAGACACCUGCCCUGGGGGGGGGGCAUGUCCACUAUCAACUCCAAAGGCCGCCUGGGGAACCAGAUGGGGGAGUACGCCACCCUGUACGCCCUGGCCAAGUUGAACGGGCGGCCAGCCUUCAUGCCCCAGAUGCACAGCAUGCUGGCCCCCAUCUUCAGAAUCACCCUCCCCGUCCUGCACGACACCACGGCCAGCAGGAUCCCCUGGCAGAACUACCCCCUGAACGACUGGAAGGAGGAGCGGUACCGACACAUCCCGGGCGAGUACGUGCGCCUCACCGGCUACCCCUGCUCUUGGACCUUCUACCACCACCUCCGCGCCGAGAUCCUGCAGGAGUUCACCCUGCACGACCACGUGCGCGAGGAGGCCCAGAAUUUCCUGCGGGGUCUGCAGGCCAAGUGGGCCCGGCAGGCCACCUUCGUGGGGGUCCACGUGCGCCGGGGGGACUACGUCCGAGUCAUGCCCAACAUGUGGAAGGGCGUGGUGGCCGACCGGGGCUACCUGCAGCAGGCCCUGGACUGGUUCCGGGCUCGCUACCGCAGCCCACUCUUCGUGGUCACCAGCGACCACACGGCCUGGUGCUGGCAGAACUUCAAAGGCUCCCUCCGGGACGUGGUGUUUACCGGCAACGGCCUGCAGGGCUCGCCCGCCAGGGACUUUGCACUACUCACGCAGCAUAACCACCACGCCGUCAUCACCGUGGGCACCUUUGGGGUCUGGGCCGCCUGCCUCACGGGUGGGAACACCAUCUACCUGGCCAGCUUCACCCUGCAAACCCCCUUCCACACGGUCUUUAAGCCCCAGGCGGGCUUCCUGCCGAAGUGGGUAGGCACCGCAGCCAACCUGGGGCAGGCUAGAGAGAAUGGCCCCUAG
Eubalaena glacialis (North Atlantic right whale) is the source of this 1548-nucleotide messenger RNA. RefSeq names its product galactoside 2-alpha-L-fucosyltransferase SEC1-like. Gene Ontology annotation, molecular function: galactoside 2-alpha-L-fucosyltransferase activity. Gene Ontology annotation, cellular component: membrane. The record is from RefSeq and is a predicted model, not a curated record. Lineage: Eukaryota; Metazoa; Chordata; Mammalia; Artiodactyla; Balaenidae. Gene Ontology annotation, biological process: carbohydrate metabolic process.